This is a messenger RNA of Owenia fusiformis, 1613 nucleotides long. The record is from the annotation of a GenBank genome assembly. Lineage: Eukaryota; Metazoa; Annelida; Polychaeta; Sabellida; Oweniidae.
CGUCAAAGAAAACAGCAUGGGAGAAAACUUGGAGCACAAGGGGUACAGCGUACAAGGUCUUCAUGAAACAUGUCAAGGAUAAUACCAUUGAGGCAGUUAAAGCAACUGCGGAGUCAUUGCGCAUUGACCUUACCUUUGAAGUAUGCCCUAAAGAAGAGUGGCAGAUUGUCAUGGACCGGGCAACUAAUAUGGCCGCUUACUUAGGAUUCGAGGAGAUGCUCAAGUAUCUCAUUUGCAAAGGUGGUGACAUCAACGUGUCUAAAUACAACAUGGGUUGUGUACCGGGUGGAAACAAUCGCGAUCGCAAGAAGGUGUGCUACACUCCCUUAAUGUACGCUAUUCUCCAUAAGAACCUUGGUCUGGUGAAAUGGUUAGUCGACAAGGGAGCGGACUUAAAUCUUAAGAACCACUAUGGAAAGGAAUCAGAGUACCAUAAUGGAAGGAUUCAGAGAACUGCAUUAAUGAUUGCAGCUGAACAAAAGGAUAUUGUCCUUAUGAAAUACCUUCUUGAUAAAGGUGCAGAUCCGAAUAUCAUAUGUGAUAUAACAGGGAACAUACUUCAGUUCACAGUGUUUGAACAACUGGUGGAGCCAAUGAAAUUCCUUCUCGAUCGUGAAGAUGUCACAAUUGAUCUGAUGAAGAAAAAGGGCACAUACAUUGGCUGUGACAAGAAUUCAACACAAUCUGAUUUCGCUAAAUGCACAGUGAAGUUUACUGCUUUAAUGAUUUCGCUGUUCAGGUGGGCGGAUAAAGACACCAUUAAGCUGCUCAUACGGAAGGGCGCUGACAUCAAUGCAAGAAGCCUCAUUACGGGAAGGUUUAAGGAUACACCGGGUGAGACACCACUUCACAUUGCAGCUGAGAGCCUCAACAUAGAGAACAUUAAACUGUUGCUAGAGGCUGGUGCUGAUCCAGAGAUUGAGGACCAGGAUGGGGCAAGUCUUCUGACUAAAGCUGUCCAAUGUUGGCCCACCUUAGAGAAAACCAACGCCAUCUUAGAGUUGGGGGUUUGUGAUGUUAAUGCCAUGAACAGUAAAGGUGUUACUCCACUCAUGGCGUGUUUAGAAAGAUCUCGGGACUCUACCAGAGGAGAUGACAGUCUCGAGGCCUUACUCAAUGCAGGUGCAGACCCCAACUUAGACACAAGAAAUCCAGUGAAAUAUGCAAGAACAAGAAGGUAUUGCAAAAUGCCAUUGUUUCGAGCGUUUGAGACAGCGCAGACUGAACCGACCGUUCGUCUUCUCCUUGCGCACGGCGCAGAUCCCGAUCUUCUGCUCCAAGGCUACUACAAUUGGGACGCCGAUGAAUACCAUUACUUCCCAGAGAUUUGCAAAAACCAUGUUCUCAAACUAUACGAAAUAUUGAUCAAUGCACAAUCUCAGAAAUCACUCAGCGAGGGACAAUUUAAGAAUAGCAUGAUGGAGUAUGUUGACGACAUUCAUGUCAAGGAUGAUGUCAAGGUGAUCUUCAAGGGCUUAGCUCAACCAUGUAGUUUACAACAUCAGUGUAGGAGCUAUAUAAGAGGAGUUCUCGCCAAAGGAGGAUAUUUUCAAAAGAAACUGAAGAGAUUCACUGAUCUUGAGCAUAUACAAGGUUAUCUUAUGUUCAAGUAG